Molecule: messenger RNA, 4533 nt
Organism: Kalmanozyma brasiliensis GHG001
Lineage: Eukaryota; Fungi; Basidiomycota; Ustilaginomycetes; Ustilaginales
Product: Brefeldin A sensitivity protein-related, domain of unknown function DUF2421
Exons: 1
Coding region: 1-4533 (1510 amino acids)
Source: RefSeq, a predicted model, not a curated record
AUGGAUCCUUCCAUACCAUCGCAUUCCGGCAAGGAUGUCGAGGCGGCGGGAGUCACGGUACAGUCGGAAGAUCCGUCAGUCAUACCAGCUAUCUCAGUCACAAGAUCGGAUAGUCUGCCAGUGCCACAGCCACAAGAAGCCACGCCUCCAACUCCAUCGGUGGGCAGCACAUCGCAUCCGCCGCCGCAGCCACUAUCUUCUCCGGUCCUCGACACCAGCCAAGAAUCGUCUCCUUCAGUCCCCAACUCCACCACCACCUACCCGCCCACACAAACUCAGGGCACACGACAACGAGCAAAACCGCAAUCCAGCCUCCCGCGAGCUCCAGCACAGAGCGUGUCGACCUCUGACGAUGUCGAUCGAGCAGAAAAGCAGCAACAAUCGCCCGGCUCAUCAACACGCGAUGACACCAAUAAUGGCAAGCACAAGCCUCGGUUCAGUAGCGCCAAACGACACUGGAAGCGCUUCGCCAAGCUCAUCGGCUUGGAUCCUCUUCCGUGGUAUAUCAGCUGGGCUCCGCCGUGCUUCACCUGGCCCAAACUCAAGCCCGUCAUCCGUUCGGCCCUGCUAGCCUGGAUCUGCAUGGUCAUCUUUCUCAUCAGACCAGCAGAGAGUGCUCUGGGCAACGCGUCCUUCCUUAUUCUCGUCGCCGCCUUCAUCCAGCCUGCCGAGGUGCCAUUCGCUGCCGUCGUAGAGCGCGAGUUCUUCACGCUCCUCUUUGUCUGCGCUGCCUGGGCCUGGUCCAACAUCGGUAUCGCCAUCUCCCAUGCUGUGCGCCGCAACAAGCUUGCACAAGCGCAGACUGAUAUUCUCAGGGCGAUUCAAGGCGACUACAUCGAAGUGCGCCCAAGCAUCGUAUGUGCCGUCUUUCUCUCGGUCGGCUCGGCUGUGGUCCUCUACAUCAAGAUCCGCUUCGGUCCGAGUCCCUUCCUCUUUGCUAGUGUGCUCAGCUGCAUUCUUCUCAACAUCUGCUUGACGUAUGGACCACUCUAUCCUUUCGCCUUCUACUCGCUUGGUCAGUCCGUCGUGGUGCCUUUAGCUGUCAAAGCUGCCAUCAACAUCCUUCUCAGCGCCAUCUUCUUCCCAAAGUCGGUCAACUCGCAGUUUGUCGAGCGUCUCGUCGCAGUUCUCAACCCCAUCGCCGACGCCUGCGGCGAUCAGGUCAAGCUGUUGCAGACAUCGCCACUCGACACGCCGUACACAGAUCCCGACAGCGAGAAGCUCGAACAACCAGCUCCGGUUGCUGGCAAAGAGAACAAGGAUGGCUUUGACUUCGAAUUCGUCAAGAAGAAGCUGGCCGCCGCCGAGGGUGGCAUGAUGCCCAUGACCAUGGCUUCACGGCUCCUGACCCGCGAAAUAUCCUUCGGAAUUGCUAACGGCGAUGAUCUCAGGGCACUCGAGCGCAUGUCACGCUCCCUGAUCGCUCCGGCAGACGGCUGGUCUUACUACUACACUUCGAUCAAGGCUGAUAUUCAAUCUGCUCACUUCCCGAGGACGCCGGUGCCCUCUCGCCUCGCAACGCCAGCCAUGUCACCAGCACUCACCCCUAGAACAUCGCUCGAGCAAUCCCGAGAUGCUUCCGAGUCGGGUCAUGCCAAUCAUGCUGCUACGCUCCAGCCUACGCAGGCCUUUUCUCAGCACAGAGAAAGUGGAUACCACCACACGCAUCAUGUCUCACAUCUGCACACUGCAUCGCGCACCCACUCGCCUGCAUUGACGCCACUUACACCAGUACCUACAGCUCACUCGCCGGCUGCAGGAGGGAGCGUCUCAGCACCCGCUCAUGUGGUACACCAUGAUGCACCGCACUUCCACCAUCCUCCAUCUGGCUCUUCGACUCCGUACCGCGAGUCUCCCUUGCACUCGCAAGUGUUCCCACAUGAACCCUCUCGCAGUGCCGCGGGCUUUCGUCAGCUCGACGAACAUCCAUCUGUCCAGCCGGGCAACGAGCUCACCUCUUCCCGUUUCAGGAAGAUGGCGCGUUCCAUCGCAUCUGCUUCACGCAGCUCCUCACCACGUCGCAUGAUCUAUCACAGCCACCACAGCUCGAAUGAUGUCCGCGAUCAUCACUCUCCCAGCGAUAGCCGCUACCAUCAGGCACUGGAUCGAUCGAAUCAGCUCUUGCACAACUUUGUCCACAAACGCGACCCGGCUCCCGUUGCUAUCUGGGAGUCGAUCCGCUUUGGUAAUCUCGAGACCUUCCUGCACACGUCGGCAUCCAACUACAUCACCGAGAUGUUUGCUCAGCUCAUUCGCGAGACGUCGUCCGACUUGCUGACCACCAAUGCAGAAGCGAUCAGGCACAUUGUCGCCUGGCUCAACCACCUCAACUCGCAUCGUUACACCUUCUUGCACGAUCGUAUCUUCCUAUCAAAGGAACAACGGACAGAAAAGGGCCUCAAGCAGGCAGAGGAGACUAGCAAGGUGAUCGCCGGCGUCGAGGCGAAGCUUGCCGACUUCAGGCAAUCUCAGCGACUCAAAGUGUUGGAUCCGUUCAAGGACGCUCUGAAAGCGCACGAAGAGGCCGCGCUCAGCAGUCACGACCUCGCUACCGAGCUGGAUCUUCGCACGGGUCCAGGUGAGUUUGGCAAGAUCCACCACAGAUAUCUCUAUCAAGCCUGGCUUCAUCAGUUCCACACAAUCAGCUUCACCGAACGCAUGCUCGAGCUGCUUCGGGAAGUUGAGACGAUUCAGAGGCAGAGAACGGCAGCGCACGUCUGGUAUCCACACUGGCCACGCAUCUUUUCUGCCGACGUGUGGCGCAACUCUUCUGGCGCGGCGCACGAGACGGACGAACCAGAUGGCGAGCCCGAUCACAUUCCGGACAUCUCUAGUGAUACUCCAGCAGCCUCGAGACAGAGGAGCAGAAGCAGCCAGACGGUCGUUGGUGAUGACUCGACUCACGGAAGUCGCGAGGGCAAGGAUGGACUGCGUGAUGGCAGCGGCGAGAAGACCAACAAAGGUGCCACCGCCCACGGCCAUGCACACGCUCAUUUUGGACAGGCCGACGACAUUGCUGAAAAGCCUUUUGACCCGAUCGUUGACCUCGGCACCACGCGCGCUCGCGACCCAGACGCGCUCGACCCAGAGGGCUUCCUGCAGGUGGUGGGCCACACGAUCUACUUUUGGUCACGUCGACCUUUCCACGGCAACACGCUAUUUGGCGUCAAGGCCGCCGUGCUCAUCGCGCUCGUGUCCUUGCCCGCCUUCAUGAAGUCCUCCGCAGGCUGGUGCUACGAGAACCGAGCGAUCUGGGCGAUCUUCAUGGCGCAGCUCACUCUUGCACGCUUCCGUGGGGAAACCGCGUUUGCCCUCCUUUCUCGUAUCCUCGCCACCGUCAUCGGCGGCGUCUUCGCACUUGUGAUUUGGUACAUCUCGACGGGCGAUGGACGCGGAAACGCCUUUGGUCUCGGCGCGACAACCGCGGUAACCUUCCCAUUCCUGAUGCUGUUCAGGAUCUACUUCCCUGGUCCGCCUAUCACGCCUAUCAUCGCCUCGGUGACGACCGCGUUGAUCGUUGGAUACAGCUGGAAGGACGUGACCAACCCGCUGCCAGGAGCACCAGGAUACGGAUGGGACACGGCGUGGCGAAGGCUGGUGGCGGUCAUCAUUGGUGUGUCGGCAGCCUACGUCUUCAGCUACCUGCCGCCCACUUCGACACUGAGGCAGUACCAGCGGCUGUCGCAUGCGGCCACCAUAGCGGAGCUGGGCAGGAUCUACUGCGCGGUGGUUGGCAUUGCUAGCCACCCGCAUCAGCAAGGUGGAUCAACGGGGCCAACCACAAAGUCGACACAGAUGCAGUCGAGGCCCGAGUCUCGUCGAGCGUCUCUGCACCACAACAACGAGGAGGCGCGAAGCCAGAUCGAGCUCGUGCCUCAAGCGGAAGAACAUCAGCUGCUCAACGCCCAUCCCUCGUCCGACCUGGUGCGCAAACGCAUCAUCGCCAUCCGCGCCAAACUCCGCCGGCUGUCAAUGAUCUCCGUCAACGUCUCGUACGAGUUUUCCCUGCGCGGUCGAUGGCCUGCCGCCCGCUACCGCGAGCUCUUCGACGUCCAGAUGCAGAUCUCGAAGCUCCUCUCGCACUGUCUGGCCAUCUUCGAGCGCCUAGGCGCGGCAUAUUCGAUCGCGCUGCUGCGCCGAACGCGCUUCCUCGACCCGCGUUUCCUCGGCGACGUGGUCAGCGUUAUCAGCAUGUGCUCGACCGCCCUGAAGACGGGCGAACCGUUACCACAAGUCACACCCUGCCCCCUGGUAGAUCGAUUCAUGGACACCCCGCACGGCUUCAACACGUACCUGCCACAAGACCUCGCCGGUCCCAUGGACGACGUUCUCGCGAGCCUCCCGGCAAAGAUCACGAUGAGCACGCUCCAAGACGCAGAGUACAUGACUUUCAGCGUCGGAGUGGCGACGCUGUUCGGGUUGGUCGUGCGGAUCGACAAGCUGUGCGUGGCGGUCAAGGAGUUGGUGGGGGAGAGCUACGCCGUGCCCGUCGACGUGCAUCGGAUGUUAGGAAGAAGGAACGGUCAUCAUUGA